AUGCUUUUUGGGGGACGUCUGUCUGAGUGUAUCGGUUCACUCUUGCCCCAUUGCCGGUCGAUCCGUUCCGCGGGGAUUUCGACUCAUACCCUUCCAAUUGAGGGACUCUGGAGCACCAGCGCCCUGGCUCCCCGAUCCAUACUUAACUACUCGAGCCUUGCCCUGCCGCUCCCAACCGAGACUGCGCACACCUAUAAGUCACAAUGGCAGACCCAGAACCAUUGUCUGAUGGGCGGGCAGACUCUAAUGGUGUCUAUGAUGCGAUCUGUCAAAGGACUAAUCCCAACCAAAGCACACCUGAAGCAGUUCUUUGCCUACGUGCACCUUCUUUUUUCUUUGGAUUACACCAUAUUCGACGUAUUUCUCAUUGUAUGCGGCGUGAUAUUCGGGAUAGCUGGAGGAAUCCCCUUCCCUCUGCUUGGGAUUGUAUUUGGUAAUCUGAUCAACAACCUCAAUUCGACAACUUGUUCCGCUUCAGACAAUGCUUCGUCAAAUUUGUCGUCCAGUGUACGCACCGAGGUUCUCUAUGUGAUUUACAUCACCAUAGCGAACUUCUUCAUCAUCUAUAUCUACACGUCAUGUUGGUGCCUGGUGAGCGAACGUCUGGCGCGCCGCUAUCGCAGGCGAUACUUUGAAAGUAUCAUUAGGCAGGACAUGAAUUUCAUCGAGUCUCUUCCUUCGGGCGAUGUGAUCUCCCGGUUGGUCAGUGACAUUGAGACAGUGCAAAUGGGGACCUCGGAGAAGGUGGGCCUGGUGAUCUCCACUGUUUCAUACUUUGUGACCGCCUAUAUCGUGGCUUUCAUUAAGGCGCCAAAGAUUGCGGGCAUGCUGGUUUCAGUGGUGCCUUGCUUUCUCCUCAUGUCCCUGGUAGGAGGUCACUUCAUCAAAAAAUAUGCGAGCCGGAUUACAGCCAAUAUCAAUGCGGCUACAUCGAUUGCCUCGUCCAGUCUAUCGCAUUUGACCCUGGUUCAUGCUUUCAAUGCCAACGACCGCUUGGAGCAGCGAUUUGCCACUUAUCUCUCCAGGUCAUCGAUGGAUGCACUCAAAAAGGCAGGUACGCAUGCUACGCAACUUGGAUUCUUGUACUUUGUGGCAUACUCAGCCAACGCCUUGGCUUUCUGGGAGGGUUCCCAGAUGAUUUCCAGCUCGGUUGCCCACGAUAACUCAGGUAUUUCUGUGGGUGCUGUAUACACUGUCAUUUUCGUUCUCAUCGAUGCUUCCUUCAUCUUAAGUCAAGUUGCCCCCUUUAUCCAUGUCUUUGCGUCCGCAGCCGGUGCCUCGGAGCGACUUCUAGCCGUGAUCAAUCGUCGUUCUGCCAUUGAUGGAACCGCAGACGAAGGUGAUAAGAAGACUGCCUUCGGAGAGGAGAACAUUGAGUUUCAUGAUGUUCAAUUUUCGUACCCGGCUCGACCAGACGUUCCAGUACUCCGGGGAAUGAGUUUUGUCAUUCCUCCUAGGAAGCAUACCGCCAUUGUUGGACCCUCCGGCGGUGGAAAGUCAACCGUGGUUUCUCUCCUAGAACGGUUCUAUGACCCUGCAUCAGGCGAUGUGACCAUCGGAGGGAAGAGUUUCCGAAAUAUCAAUGUUCGACAUUUGCGAGGCAAUAUUGGUUUCGUUCAACAAGAACCGGCUUUAUUGGAUCGAACAAUUCUGGAGAAUAUUGCGUACGGCCUGGUGUCCUCAUCCUCAGAGAAGCAUCAACGGCUCGCCCCUUGUGUGGCCGAGAUUUUAGAACUCGUCAGGGAGGCAGCCGCCAGCGCUAAUGCGUUGAACUUCAUUGAUGCUUUGCCUCACGGAUUCGCAACCCUCGUUGGAACAGCAGGAAAUCAGCUGAGUGGAGGUCAGAAGCAGCGAAUUGCCCUUGCUCGUGCUCUUGUGCGAGAACCGUGUUUACUCAUUCUCGAUGAGGCUACGGCUGCCUUGGAUUCCACCAGCGAACAACUUAUCCAGGCUGCACUGGCCAAAGUCUCCGAAACGGUAACCACGGUUUCGAUCGCACAUCGACUAGCCACUGCCAAAAAUGCACACAAGAUUGUUGUCGUACAGACUGGACGUGUCACAGAGGAAGGAUCUCAUGCGGAGCUCGUGGCGCAGGGCGGCGUGUACGCAGAAAUGGUACGGCUGCAAAACCUGGGUAAAUUGAGUAUUGAAGAUCUGAAGAGCCCUCACGAUAUGAUCACCACGAGCAGUCUUCAUGAGAGUGUGCAGCCGGCAGACGAAAAGGAACCCUUGGUAGGCAUUGGGGGCUCAGACAUCACUGAAGACACGGUGGUUGGUGAGGUGUCCCCUGGUUUCAAAAAUGGUGAUGGGAGCAAAGACAAGAAGAGAAGCCGUUCGGGCUGGUUCACCAUUAAGUAUACGUUCUCGCUAGUGCGGGCCAACCUGCCGUUGAUUUGCCUCGGCCUCUGUAUGUCCGUCAUCAUUGGAGGUAGCUACUCGGCCGAGGCGAUCGUCUUUGGCCACACAGUUGGUAGUCUGAGCCCCUGCAGAUCUUCUGAUGCCAUCAGUGACAGUGGCAACCUUUAUGGGUUGCUGUUUUUCAUCCUUGCCCUGGUUGAGCUUACGGCAAAUGUGGUGGGCGGCUGCGCCUUUGGCUGGGCAGCGGAUAAGAUCCUGUAUCGGCUCCGAGUGCUAUCGCUACGAUCGCUGCUUAGCCAGACCAUACAAUGGCAUGGUAUGGAGGACCGGACACCAGGAACUUUGAUCACAUAUAUUACUGGGGAUGCUGCUUCGCUGAGUGGCAUUACCGGAUCAACUAUCGGUCUCCUCCUUGCUACAGCCGUCAACCUGGUAGCCGGGUUGGUGAUAUCGUUUGCCAUCGCGUGGAAAAUCACUAUUGUCUUAUUUCCGACCAUACCCGUCCUACUUAUAGCAGGCAUGAUGAAGCUCCGUGUCCAAGCCAAGUUUACCGAGCGGCAUCAGAAGGCAUUUGCCAAGGCAACGGCCAUCACAGUCGAGGCCGUCGAUAACAUUCGUGCUGUUGCAGCAUUCUCCCUCGAGAAGCAAUCUCAGGAAGUGUUCGUUCGAGCCCUGCGCCGUCCCUACCGGGACACAAUGAAGGCUAUUGCACACGGCAACGCCUGGUUGGCAUUGGCGUUUAGCAUUAGCAACUUGGUGUAUGCCCUCGCAUAUUGGUGGGGAUCGAGGCAGGUGGCAUCGGGGCUCUACUCCCAGACUCAGUUCUUUAUUGUCCUCCCUUGCCUGCUAUUCAGUACGCAGUCUUGUGGUCAAAUGUUUGCUCUGGCGCCAGAUAUCUCCAAGGCCCGUCUGGCGUCGUCCAACAUUGUUGAUCUGCUCACUACCCGCUCUGCGGAGGAGGAGCUGACUCCGGAGAAGCCCCGUACGGGUGUGCGCCAGACGAAUGGCAACGGUAUCGGCGCCCAGCUUCGUGGGGUGCACUUCACCUACCCCAAUCGGCCUGAACGUCCAAUCUUACGAGGACUUAACCUGGACAUCAAGCCCGGUCAGUUCUGUGCGCUGGUCGGACCUAGCGGAUCGGGCAAAUCGACGACCUUUGCCAUGCUGGAGCGAUUUUACCGUCCUGCAGCCGGGUCGGUGAUCAUCGACGGAGUUGACGUGACUCGGCAACUAGGCACUGAGUUUCGGGAUGAUAUCGCAUUGGUGCCGCAAGAGAAUGUUCUGUUCGAAGGCACGGUCGCGUUCAACAUUGGCCUGGGUGCUUGCCCUGGGCAUGAACCAACACAAGAAGAGAUCGAAGCAGCGUGUCGCAUGGCGCACAUCCACGACGUGAUCAUGGCCCUGCCGGACGGGUACCAGACGAUGUGCAGCCACGACGGCAAGCAAUUCUCAGGCGGUCAGCGCCAGCGCCUGUCAAUUGCACGCGCGCUGGUGCGCAAGCCACGGCUGCUGCUGCUGGACGAGUCGACGAGCGCACUGGAUGUGGAGUCGGAGAAGAAGAUCCAAGAAGCCCUGACAACACUAGCGGGCCGCACGACCAUUGUCGCGAUCGCGCAUCGACUGAACACGAUCCACCGUGCGGAUCAGAUCUAUCUGAUUGAGGAGGGCCGCUGUGCGGAGCAAGGAACCCAUCAGGAGCUGAUCCAGCGCAGUGAGACGUAUCGAACGAGUGUGAUCCACCAGUCGCUGGAGACCUAA
This is a messenger RNA of Aspergillus niger, 4116 nucleotides long. RefSeq lists its product as uncharacterized. NCBI's taxonomy places the organism in Eukaryota, Fungi, Ascomycota, Eurotiomycetes, Eurotiales, Aspergillaceae. The coding region runs from base 1 to 4116 and encodes 1371 amino acids. Gene Ontology annotation, cellular component: membrane. The record is from RefSeq and is a predicted model, not a curated record. Gene Ontology annotation, molecular function: ABC-type transporter activity; ATP binding; ATP hydrolysis activity. The transcript is spliced from 5 exons. Gene Ontology annotation, biological process: transmembrane transport.